UUAAAUUUGUGAGAGCCUUGUUAAGUGAUUUUUUUUUAAGCAUUUCUACAUACGUGUGCACGCACACUAGAGUGAGAAAGAACCUAAUUCUGACUGCGCGAACUAAAUGCUCAAAGUCCAUGUGCUGUGGCUUUUGCUCCAGUUUUCCCCGCAGCUCGGCAGUUUGGGUGCGGUGAUGCUAUCGUGGCAAUGGGACCGUGAUUCCUGUUAGGGUGCCGGCUCCCUGAGACUCCGCCGCCUGAGGCCGUCCCCACGGGGAUGACUGGGAGGGUGGGGGGGGCCCGAGGCGAUGUGCUGCAGGGGGUCUUUCGCAGGCAGCUUUGCCCAAAUCCCUGCGUGGCCGGCUCUGCGAGAGCUGUUCGAGGAGGAGUCGGAUUACAGCUGGAGAGAAAGAGCACGACAGAGACGGGAGGCACAGGAGUGGGGCAGGAGGAGGGCCAGAGAGGCAGGAGCCGAGCUCUCUGGAAGGAGAGAGAGGGACAGCUGCACAAGGAGGAGCGCGGGGCUGGGCUGCGCAGCGAAGAAAGAGAGCGCAUCUCGGGAGUCAGGUGGGGACCGGGUGCAGGGAGAGCACGGAGGAGUGGAGAGCCACUUGCGGAAAAGGAGUGGAGCAGACACACAACCUAAAGGGAAAGAGCAGAGGACAAUGGUCCUGCGACCCUCGGACCGGGUGGAUAACAGCUUGUGACACCUCGCAGGCUGUAGCCCCAAGCGUGGAAUGCAAUAUGUCUCCAGCAUGCGCUGAUGCGCCAAAGUUACCAGGGAGGAGAGAGAGUUCUUGAUGUGUGACCAGUGAAGAGCAGCAUGUUUUUCGGAAGCACAUGUCAGAGUGCCCUUCUGCCAGCACUGGUGCGCCCCGCAGUGGCCACUCUGCUGCCCUCCCCAGGAGUGAAGCAGUUCCUCCCAUUAGCCAUGGACCCUGCCAUGGCAGUGAACCUCCUUCCCAGCUUCAGCAUGGGCAUGGUGGAUCUCCCAGCGACAAAGCCAAGCCCUCCUCUCAGCGAAUGGAAGACCAGACAGGUUGUCAAACAGCUGCUUAUGGAACCAGUUCAAGGUGUAAAAAAUCACACAUUUGGAGUCACUUUGCCCCCAAAAAGAAAAAUUAUUGCUUCAUGCAGUUUAUGCCAACUGAGAUUUAAUUCUCAGACUCAAGCCUCAGCCCACUACAAUGGCACUAAACAUGCAAAGAAGCUGAAAGCCCUUGAGGCCCCCAAGUGCAAGUCAAGACAUGCUAUGGUUGCCAAGGCAACCAUGAACAUGACAAGGCCAAAGCGCCCCUGGCCCUCUCCGGGCUCCGUGAAUGCUGCCAGGACAGGUAAUGCAGAACGACCGGGGGCCCUUGCACCAUCGCCGCAGUGCAAAACUGGACCUAACCUAGCAGAGGGAGGAGAAGAGCGACCCACGUCCAUUCCUGAGCCCAGUGCGCCACAGCCUGAGGAGGAGACGGAGGAGGAGAAAGCCAGACGUCUGCUCUACUGCUCCCUCUGCAAGGUGGCUGUCAACUCUCCCUCCCAGCUGGAGGCGCACAACUGUGGUACCAAGCACAAGACGAUGCUGGAAGCCAGGAGUGGCGGUGGAACCAUUAAGUCCUUCCCCAGGCCGGGGGUCAAAGUCAAGGCUUCCGCAUCCACCAAGACAGCCACAGGCCUGCAGAACAAGGUGUUCCACUGUGAGACGUGUGAUGUACUUGUCAACUCAGAGACACAGCUCAAACAGCACAUCAGCAGUAGGCGACAUAAAGACAGGGCAGCAGGGAAACCUCCGAAAGCAAAAUACAGUCCCUACAGCAAAGCUCCAAAAGGACAGACUGUGCACCCAGAGAAGUCAGGGCUGAAGAAGGAGCUGGCUCAGCCUUUGGGAGCCUGUCUACUGUCCAGUCAUCUGGCUGCCGUGGCAGCCACUGGGGCAGCGACGCCGUCCCCGUUCCCCCUGCGGCCCGGCCCUGCCGCUCUCUUUCACACGCAGCCACUACCCCCAGCGGCCCUGCUGCGCACAAGCGCCGGGCCGAUCCGACCCGCACCUUCACCCGUGCUCUUCGCUCCCUAUUGACUCAGGGGUCACAGUCACCUGGCCUUGCCUCAGUCCCUGGGUGUGUACUGUAGGAACUGUUUUCAUCGUUACCCCCCAUGCUGUUGGCCCCACCGCCGACCCAUGCCGGACCUUCAGAACUGCGCUGCUUUCUCUUGCUGUCUCAUCACAUUUGGGGCUUGGCCAUUUACUCCUGUGCUCGUGUGUUGUGGUGUACCACAGCAAGUUAAAACACAAGACCUGGGAACUAUGCAGUGUUUUUUUCUUUUGUUUGUUUGCUGAGUAAAUCUCUAAGGAGGGGGUUUAGCUUAGGUUGUAAAUGUUUAUGAGGAACAUUUUUUAUUGACAUUAUGUCGAACCCAGACAGCUUGCUAUUAAAUUAUUAAAACAGUAAUGCCAUCAGUAAAAGAUCUAAAGGUUAUAGGUUCAAGGAACGUUAAUGUUGUUUGCACCUCAUAUCCCCCGUAUAAUUUAAUAAGUGCU
Molecule: messenger RNA, 2511 nt
Organism: Scleropages formosus (Asian bonytongue)
Lineage: Eukaryota; Metazoa; Chordata; Actinopteri; Osteoglossiformes; Osteoglossidae
Gene: znf385d
Product: zinc finger protein 385D
Exons: 9
Coding region: 805-2049 (414 amino acids)
Cellular component (GO): nucleus
Molecular function (GO): zinc ion binding; nucleic acid binding
Source: RefSeq, a predicted model, not a curated record